GAGUCAGCCAAUCAGAUGGUGAAAUGUGACCCUUGCCAUGACAAGUACAUGGCAUAUUGCCUUCUGUACCAUGGUGAUGUGGUGCCCAAGUAUCUCAAUGCUGCUAUUGCCACCAUCAAGACCAAACACAACAUCCAAUUCGUUGACUGGUGCCCAACUGGCUUCAAGGUUGGACUCAACUAUCAGCCUCCCACUGUGGUCCCUGGUGGAGACCUGGCCAAAGUCCAGAGGGCUGUGUGCAUGCUGAGCAACACCACUGCUGUGGCAGAGGCCUGGGCUCGUCUUGACCACAAGUUUGACCUGAUUUACGCCAAACGUGCCUUUGUGCACUGGUAUGUGGAUGAGGGCAUGGAGGAGGGAGAGUGCUCUGAUGCCAGAGAGGGCAUGGCAGCCCUGGAGAAAGAUUAUGAAGAGAUAGGGGUUGACUCCAUUGAGGGUAAGGGAUAG
Messenger RNA from Oncorhynchus kisutch (coho salmon), 447 nucleotides. RefSeq names its product tubulin alpha chain-like. Gene Ontology annotation, molecular function: structural constituent of cytoskeleton; GTP binding. The coding region runs from base 16 to 447 and encodes 143 amino acids. NCBI's taxonomy places the organism in Eukaryota, Metazoa, Chordata, Actinopteri, Salmoniformes, Salmonidae. The transcript is spliced from 2 exons. Gene Ontology annotation, biological process: microtubule-based process. Gene Ontology annotation, cellular component: microtubule. The record is from RefSeq and is a predicted model, not a curated record.